AUGUCUGUUAAUGACGUUUUGAAAGGCAUGGGCUACAAAUUCAUAGCCGAGAUUGGUGAAGGCAGUUUUUCCCAAGUCAAGCUCGCCACCUCGCAGAAGCACCACUGUAACGUGGCCAUCAAAAUUGUGGACCGCGUAAAGGCCCCAAAGGAUUUUGUCCAGAAGUUUCUCCCAAGGGAACUGGUGAUUUUGAGACGAGUGAAUCACAACCACAUUGUCCAAAUGCACGAGUUAAUUGAGGUGGCUGGUAAGCGACUGUGUAUCGUGAUGGAAGCUGCAGCAAAAGAUCUCCUUCAGAAGAUACAUGAAGUGAACCGCAUCCCAGAAGACCAAAGCAAAAACUUGUUCUCUCAGAUGGUGAGUGCCAUCAACUACCUCCACCAAAUGGAUAUCGUCCAUCGGGACCUCAAAUGCGAAAACAUUCUGCUGACAGCCGAAGAACAAGUUAAGGUCACAGACUUUGGUUUUGCCCACUGUGUUCAAGACCCUUCAGAGCUCAGUCAUACCUUCUGUGGUUCUGCAGCCUACACUCCACCAGAAGUCAUCAUGGGAAUGCCGUAUGACCCUAAGAAGUAUGACAUAUGGAGCCUCGGGGUGAUUCUAUAUGUCAUGGUGACUGGAUUGAUGCCAUACGAUGAUACCAACUUGAGGCGACUUAUCCGUCUUCAAAGGAAGUCUUUGGUUUAUCCGGAGGGCGCUGGUGUUCAGGAACCAUGCCGGGUCUUCAUCCGUACUCUGCUCCAGUUCAGUCCUUCCACACGUCCAACCAUUCAACAGGUGGCAGAACAUCCGUGGCUGCAGAUGGGAAAGAGCUAA
Molecule: messenger RNA, 816 nt
Organism: Sinocyclocheilus rhinocerous
Lineage: Eukaryota; Metazoa; Chordata; Actinopteri; Cypriniformes; Cyprinidae
Product: testis-specific serine/threonine-protein kinase 6-like
Biological process (GO): microtubule cytoskeleton organization; intracellular signal transduction; protein phosphorylation
Cellular component (GO): cytoplasm
Molecular function (GO): ATP binding; tau-protein kinase activity
Source: RefSeq, a predicted model, not a curated record